Messenger RNA from Gallus gallus (chicken), 4499 nucleotides. It is a transcript of the gene CYSLTR1, whose product is annotated as cysteinyl leukotriene receptor 1. NCBI's taxonomy places the organism in Eukaryota, Metazoa, Chordata, Aves, Galliformes, Phasianidae. Bases 1609 to 2961 code for a protein of 450 amino acids. The transcript has 2 exons. Gene Ontology annotation, cellular component: plasma membrane. Gene Ontology annotation, molecular function: leukotriene receptor activity. The record is from RefSeq and is a predicted model, not a curated record. Gene Ontology annotation, biological process: G protein-coupled receptor signaling pathway.
AAUUCUAUCUGUAAAGAGAAAAGCAGAGCAGCGUGCCGGAUUGAUGUGAUGUUUAUGUCGAGUAAGGGAGAGCUGAGCAUCUUUGUCACAGUGCUGGGAAGGAGAGUUUGGGGGCAGGGGCAGUCAGGGGACAGUGGGGCCAUUGGGCUCCUUGCAGAGCUGGCUGUCCCCCAGAAGCACACCAAGUCUGCUGACUUUAGAGGAGAGGUAAGGAACCACUUAACAUCACAUAGGCAAUGAGCUGCUGGGUGAGAACUGCCCUGGCUCACCCCAAACCCCACAGCCAGCCCCCUGGCCUCUGUCCUUCUCGCAAAGCACCCCACAGCUCUUUCCUUCCUCUCCCCAUCCUCACCCCCACUGUGCAAGAUUUUACAUCUUUUCCCCCCAUCUCUCCUCCUACGUGUGCUUUUUGACACCAAGGUUUCUCACCUCCUGUCAUUUAUAGAAAAAAAAACCUGUUGCCUACCACUCCCUCAUCCUCCUCUGCUUUCUGUUCCACCAAAUUUGCAGUUUAUCUCCUUUUCUCCUCAUCCUCCUAACACCUGCCCAGCCCCAUAGUCCUGCCCGGGACGGUUUUGAAUCCCCACUGCUCAGAGGAGGGGAGGUGAGUCCUGCCCUCCACCCCCUUCCCAACCUUGCUCUGACCUUUGGCUGGAAACGUCCCCCUCUUGGAAGCAUGGGGUAAAAAAGAAGAAAAGGAGAAAGAAUGGGGAAAGUAUAAAAAUAAAAAGGAGAAGGAAUAACAAAACAGAGUAGUGAAAAAGCAGAAGGAAUAGUAAAAAGAAGCAGCAAAAGGGAAAAAAAAAAAAAAGAAAAAAAAAAAGCAGAAGGAAUGGCAGAAUGGAGUAAUGCCAAAACACAGCAAAAAGGAGCUGCAGCACCGGCUCUGUGGUGUGGGAGGUAGCAGGCAGUGGGUUGCCCACCUCCGGGUGUGCUGGGACCUCUGUGGUGGGAGGCUUCAGCACCCAGAGGGGUGCAGCCAAAGACCUGCUGCAAAUGUGCAGGAAAACUGACAGGGGGGAAGAGAUAUGAGCAGGAAGAUGGAAGGAAGGGCUGGCACAGGUCGGCUGCGGGGCUGGGAUCUGCCCAGGGGGAGCAGGGCAGUGGGGCUGCGUGUCCAGGUUAUUCCUGAUCUUUUUUGUGGUUCAUUCCCAGAGAGCAGCAGCAUCCAGCACGGUGGCAUUCUUCUGAUGCUGAACCAUUUAUUUAAGAGGUGUGCACGCAGCUGGGACAGGUCUGGGACCUUCCUUGCUGUUAAUGAGCCAAGGAAAGGGUUGGGAAGCUCUGGAGCCAGGUGUCACUGCCUGACAGGUCCCACCCCCAGGCAUUCCUUCCCACCCCCAUCGCCCCCACCUCUUCCUGCCCCAUCACACUGGGGUCAGGUGCCACCUGUGCCAGACAUAGAGGAGGAGGAGGACCUGGAGGGCUGCAUGUCCUGCAAGCAGGGAGCAGCACAUGGAACACCAUGGGCUCGGCUGCUUUUUCCUGCCUGCAGCUAUGGAAAUGAACCCCGAAUUCUGGAGAAAAAUAUCUGCUAAAUGCUUCAUUCCCCAUGAGUAGCUCAAGCUUAAUAUUAGACCGUGACAUUAAUACCAGUGGUCCUCUGGGAUGGAAGGGAAGAAAAUCACCUUUCUGGUGGUGAUGUUGAUCCCAGAUGGCGUUCAGGGCCUCUCUGCCUGCCUCGGGGCGGGGAGCUCUGCCCCCCGAUCGCAGAGCUCAGCAGAACGGGGGUGGCGGAGCCGCGGAACGAGGGCUGCUCCCGGCAGCGGGGCCGGGCGGUCCCUCCCCGUGGGGGGCGGGGGGGCCGCCCGCUAUAAGGGCGGCGGAGCGGGGCAGGGUGGCUCGGGGCGGCUCGGAUCGGCACGGCUCGGAUCGGCACGACCUGAGAUCCCUCUCCAUCCACCCAGUGCAUCCCAACAAGAGAUGACCACGUUCCUCAACAACUCCUUGUGCCAACACGCCAUCGAUGACUUCCGAAACCGCGUGUACUCCACGCUGUACUCCAUGAUCAGCAUCAUGGGCUUUGCUGGCAAUGGUGUUGUGCUCUUUGUGCUCAUCAGGACGUUCCGGCAGCGGACGGCCUUCCAGGUGUACAUGUUCAACCUGGCCGUGUCCGACUUCCUCUGCGUGUGCACCCUCCCCCUGCGCGUGGUCUACUACGUCCACCAAGGGCACUGGUUCUUCAGUGACAUCCUAUGCAGGAUCAGCUCCUACGCUUUGUACGUCAACCUCUACUGCAGCAUUUUCUUCAUGACUGCCAUGAGUUUCUUCCGCUGCAUAGCCAUCGUUUUUCCAGUUCAGAACAUCAAUUUGGUCACGGAGAGGAAGGCUAAAUUCGUGUGCAUCGGGAUCUGGAUUUUUGUUAUCCUGACGAGCACUCCUUUUCUGAUGAAUGGGACUUACCAACACGGCAACAAGACCAAGUGCUUUGAACCCCCAGAGGACAUCCAGAAGACCAACAUAAUCGUGAACCUGGAUUUUAUCGCCCUCUUUUUGGGUUUCAUUAUCCCCUUCAUCAUCAUAACCAUCUGCUACACCAUGAUCAUAAGGACCCUCCUGAAGAACUCCCUGAAGAAGAACCAGGCCAACCGCAAGAAGGCCAUCUGGAUGAUCGUCAUCGUGACAGCCACCUUCCUGGUGAGCUUCACCCCAUACCACAUCCUGCGCACCGUUCACCUGCAUGUGCUGCGGCUGCGGCACGCCAGCUGUGAGGACACAGUUUACCUGCAGAAGUCGGUGGUGGUGACGCUGCCGUUGGCCGCCGCCAACUGCUGCUUCGACCCAUUGCUCUACUUCUUCUCGGGGGGCAACUUUCGGAAGAGGUUGACCACCUUCAGGAAGGCUUCCUCCUCCAGCAUCACGCAAGCCUUCAGGAAAAAGUUCUCCCUGAAAGAGAGAGACGAUGAACCCUUUGGGGAAAGCCAUAAGGAGAAUGGGAAUGCCCCUGUGGUCGCUUUGUAAUGCGGUGUGACCUUCUCGUGGGAUCUCAGAUGGGAAUGGAGAUCUAUAAACUCUUCCAGGAGAUGGGAGCCUUCACUGAAUCCCAAAAUAGACACAAAGUUAUUUACACGGCAGAGGUCAAGAUGAUUCCUGCCCUGCUCCCAGAUGCUUUUACUUUGGACUUCAGUUUCAAAAUGCAGUCUGCAUGUGGGGCUCGCAGGAUCAGUGCCUGUAUCUGGAAAUCCCGGGUCGGGGCUCAUCCCCCCUCACCCACCCUGCAGGCAGCAGCCCUGGGCACUGGGGCAGCAGGUCUGCAGGGGCCGAGCAGCAGCAGCUUCAAGGGAACUGCCCACGAUGUGCAGCCUGGAUGCAUCUCCAGAGGCACAGUGGUGCCUUUCUGCUGCUGAGAGGGGUAAGGAUUGGAUGUGGUUCCUUCUUUGCCCAAGGAGGCUGUGGGUACCCCAUCCCUGGAGGCAUUCAAGGCCAGGCUGGAUGUGGCUCUGGGCAGCCUGGUCUGGUGGUUGGCGACCCUGCACAUAGCAGGGGGUUGAAACUAAAUGAUCAUUGUAGUCCUUUUCAUCCCAGGCCAUUCUGUAAUUGUAUGAUUCUGAAUUCCUAAAGAAACAUUCUUUUUGGGAGCACCUUCGAAGUUAUGGUAGCCCAGCAUGCAUUUGAAAUGUAUUACAAAGGAGCUGGUCUUGUAAGUGACAGCUGUGGGAUCUGGGUUAUCGCUCCAGUUCUUUGUGAGCUUUGCCUAAAAGUAGAGCUCUGGGUGCCCAGAGCCUGGAGCAUCAUCUGGCCUUUCUGAAGUACUCAUUAAGUAUUAAGAAAAAAUACAGUGGUAGACAGAGUUUUUAAAAAUAGCCAACUGUGGUGGAUGCCUGGUCCUAUUCAGGAGUGCUCUUGUUAGCACCUUGCAGAAAAGCUGCAACCCGAGGCUCUGAGGGGACCUGGGUUGACCUGGCCACCAAGAGCUGGAGAGCUCACAGGGAGAUGUGACCGAUGUCAUUCUGAGCUCAGGAUGAUGGAAAUACACACUGGGAAGAGAGACUUCCAGAUCCGGAGCCUAAGGAGCCAUUCCUGCGGUUCCCCAGUUAAACCCAAUGUAAACGAAUCCAAAAUAAGGACGCUGUGUCAGACAGAAAUAGUCUUAAUCCUACAGGAAUUUUGUAGUUGAAAAACAGAGGUUGCUAAUGAACUUCAGUGGGGCACUACGAGGUUAUUUGGUGUCAUCCUAAGGGAAGGACUGAUGUUACAUGCAGGCAGAAAUCACUGUGAAGAAGGUAAGCUUUGGAAUACAUAGACAUUGAAAACAUAGACAUAGCCAUAGAAAAUGACAUAUACUUUCCCAAAUUCUGAAAUAUUCUGCAUUGUAAGGUAAAACGAGGUACAUCUGUAUAUAUUGCAAAGCAUUUUUAUUCUAGAAUUAUUUUUUCCCCAUCGUUUUACUUUAUGAGGCGAUGUGUACAGUGAGAGAAAGGGCAGUGGGUUUUAUUCUGUGUAACGGGAAGGGCUGUUAAAAAAAGAGACGGAAUUAAAUGGAAAUGUUGCAAGCUCGA